This is a messenger RNA of Plasmodium vinckei vinckei, 420 nucleotides long. Its product is annotated as conserved Plasmodium protein, unknown function. NCBI's taxonomy places the organism in Eukaryota, Apicomplexa, Aconoidasida, Haemosporida, Plasmodiidae. The coding region runs from base 1 to 420 and encodes 139 amino acids. The transcript has a single exon. The record is from RefSeq and is a predicted model, not a curated record.
AUGUAUCCACCGUUUUUUAGUUUGGUGAAGAAUAACUUAAAUUUUUCGAAAAUAUCAAUUAACAUAAAAAAUAAAAACCUAUCUAAUCUUCUUAAGUUCAAAAUUAAUGAAAAUAUAAUCGAUGAUAAAAUAAAUGUAAAACCACAAGUAAAAUUAAAUAGGAUAAAACAAUGCCGUAGCCCCUUAAAUUGUCUUGUAACGAAUAUCUCAACAAAUAAAAAUAAGCCACCUCAAGUAUACAACAUAUUUAACAGUUAUAUUUAUAUUCCAGAUAUAAAAUACAAUAACGAUAUAUGCAAAGUAGAUACAUCCAGAAAAGUACUAUACUUUAAAUGGAAGGCCAGGAAAUCAUAUAAAAAACGGGUCCUUAAUUUACCAUCAACUAAAUCACGAAGAAGAUAUGCGCAAAAAAAUAGAUAA